GCCGAUUGGAGGAACAAGGAGGAUUAUGACCAGAUUUUUAGGAUAUGUCUGCAAGCAGCAAAACGAAGAUGCCUACGCUCAAAAGAAGCUUCCAACAGGACGUAAGGAUGAAGCGGUUCAUGGCCAUGUUAAAUAGGAAUAAAAACAAGGACCCCCCACCUGCCAAGCUGCUGGAUCUAGCAGGACAGCUUUGCCAGGACCUCCAGAGCUCAUCUCCUAGUCUGGAGAAGCUGGUUGGGGCCAUGAUGGGAUGCAAACACAAGAUGUAUUUUCUCACUAACAUCCAUGUUGUCCGAGCUUGCGUGUUCGUUCAUAUUCAUAAUGGGCAGCAUGACACAGCCUGCAGACUCCUGGAGUAUUGCAAGGCUGAAGAGAAGGAGGAGCUGGUGCAACUUUGGCAUGAGAUUCACUACCAGAGGGUUAUGGAGAAACACCACACGGAUUUUCUGACACCACUGCAGAAAUUCCGUUGCAGGAAGAGGAAUCCUCCACCUAUUUCCCUUUGUCCUGAAGGUUUGAAGAACCGAAACUAUUCAGAUGAAGUACGCCAGCAACUGCGCAGGUUUGCUGCAGAGGUGACAACAAAUCCAAACAAGAAACAGCGGGAAGGAUUGGCUCGGGACACGAACCUGCAGCCAACACAGGUCUAUAAUUGGUUUGCAAAUUAUCGACGACGUCAAAAAUCCUGCCUCCCUCGUACAGAAAAGCUCAACAGCUCAUGUCCUGAGAGGGCUUUGACUUACCACACAAAGGAGCAGCAGGUUAAAGGAUCCUACAUUUCACAAACUGAAGAUGGAUCUUGUGUAGGCAUCGGCUCUGAGCAAAUGGAGAUAACCCUUGUGCCCUGUGACCCAGGGUGGGAGCAGUCAGCUGCAGAUCUGGAUAAGCCUCCUGAAGGAACUUAUUUAAAGAUGCUGGAAUCCAGCUUUAUGCAGAGCAGUGGGCUGUAUGAAGGAAGGACCAUUCACAACACUAAACAGCCUGUAGCUUUUUGCACUGAGGCUAUGCUGGAACCAGGAACGUGCUUUAACUCUGCUGUCCUGCAGCCCAGAGAAGUAGCAAGCAGUUCUGAUGCCAGCCCCCAGCUGGAUAACUUUGUCCUGUGCUCUUGUGGGUCCCUUACCUUCCCAGAUGAACGGCUGGCCAUGUGGCAGGCCCCUUGCAGCGCCAGAGGAGUCUCUGGUUCGAUGUGGACCCCAAGUAUAGAAGUUCCUGUCAGACUGUGUUUGGCAAGCCUCAGUGCCCACCUGUUUCUGCACCCUGCAUGGAACAAAGCCAAGCCUUGGGACAAAGCCAGGUCCUGGAGGAUCCAGUUGCUGACCCAUUAUCCAGUGACACGUUCUGGGCAGCAUGGCUGCUCUUUGAAUUCUCAGCUGGUGGACGAAUGUGACCUGCCUGCAGAGAUGCUCAAUGUGGUCUGCACUUCUCCAGGAAACACCCCA
This is a messenger RNA of Haliaeetus leucocephalus (bald eagle), 1442 nucleotides long. It is a transcript of the gene ANHX, whose product is annotated as anomalous homeobox. The transcript has 9 exons. The record is from RefSeq and is a predicted model, not a curated record. Lineage: Eukaryota; Metazoa; Chordata; Aves; Accipitriformes; Accipitridae. Gene Ontology annotation, biological process: regulation of transcription by RNA polymerase II. Gene Ontology annotation, cellular component: transcription regulator complex; nucleus. The annotation marks the transcript as partial. Gene Ontology annotation, molecular function: DNA-binding transcription factor activity, RNA polymerase II-specific; RNA polymerase II cis-regulatory region sequence-specific DNA binding.